AUGCCAGAGUUGGAGAACAGAUUACGGCACCUCUUCCGGCAGUACAGAGCUGUCCACAUCGAGAUCGCAAGUGACCUGUCAACAGACAGUUUUAUUAAUGCAGUCACAAGAUUUAUUGCGAGACGAGGUCCUCCCAGAAUGAUCUACAGUGACAAUGGCUCCAACUUUAUAGGAGCAGAGACUGACGUUGUGAAAGCAUUAAAGACUUGGGACCAAGGAAGAGUUGGAAGCGAGCUGCUUCGAAAGAAUAUUCAGUGGUAUUUUAAUCCACCUCUAGCUAGCCACCUGGGAGGUGUUUGGGAGCGGCUGAUUUGCUCUGCCCGAAGAAUCCUCCAUGCCAUGAUAGGUGAACAGCUUGUUAACGAGGAGACCUUGACGACCUUCCUGGUAGAAGUAGAAAAGAUCCUUAACAGCAGACCAAUCACCCGAGUGUCAAGUGACCCCAACGAUUUGGAAGCCUUGACCCCUAACCACAUUCUGCUAUUACGUCAGAAUCCGUGUUCAGCGCCUAGUUAA
Molecule: messenger RNA, 516 nt
Organism: Orbicella faveolata
Lineage: Eukaryota; Metazoa; Cnidaria; Anthozoa; Scleractinia; Merulinidae
Biological process (GO): DNA integration
Molecular function (GO): nucleic acid binding
Source: RefSeq, a predicted model, not a curated record